CACGUGAAACGAAGCUUCGCAAUGGACGCCUGUAAGAAAAUCAUCGAAGAUCUGCUCGACAAGAAGCACUGCCACUAUGCAUGGCCCUUCUACAAGCCGUUGAAUGCGGAAAAGCUGGGUCUGACCGAUUAUCACCACAAAAUCAAGAAGCCCAUGGACCUGGGCAGCAUCAAGUACAAAUUGGAGGACGGGCACUACAGCAGCGUGCUUGAGUUUGCGGAGGAUGUGCGCUUAGUAUUCUCCAACUGCUUCAAGUACUUUGAUCCGGAUAACGAUUAUGUUGGCAUGGCCCAGGAGCUGCGCCACGUGUUUGAAAUGCUCUACGCUCAAAUACCCGACGAACCGGUGCCCAAUGUGCCAGCACACAACACGCACAUUCAGGGGAAUAUGCAGGGACCAACUGGCAAACCGCUCGCUUGGCUCAAGCUCACUUUGAGCUCUAACUCGGAAUUUGAUUCGGACACAGACACGGACUCGGACUCUGACUCGGAGGAUCUCGCCGCCAAGCUCAAAGCUCGACCACAGUGCCCGCCACCCGCAGCGCUGUCACCAAAGCAAAGAGAGGACGAGGACGACCCAGAGGCAAGCAUAACUGAUGGAACUGGCAGGGAGACGGAAAAGGAGGCCACCGAGGCCACCAGUUAAGUAAAAAUAACUUCGAAGAAGACGUGGCUCGAAGAGAUAAAGAAUCUCGGAGGACAGAGUAGUCAGUAGCAGCAGAGAUUCCAUAACGAUUGGCUUGU
Messenger RNA from Drosophila guanche, 743 nucleotides. Its product is annotated as bromodomain-containing protein 3-like. The transcript is spliced from 2 exons. NCBI's taxonomy places the organism in Eukaryota, Metazoa, Arthropoda, Insecta, Diptera, Drosophilidae. Gene Ontology annotation, cellular component: chromatin; nucleus. The coding region runs from base 22 to 645 and encodes 207 amino acids. Gene Ontology annotation, biological process: regulation of DNA-templated transcription; chromatin remodeling. The record is from RefSeq and is a predicted model, not a curated record.